ACCAACACCAAACAAAAUAAAAAUAUUACGUUAAGAAACCUCAAAUUCCUCUCUCUCUUUCUCCUCUAGUAUUGACUGAGUAUGCCGUCAAGAUACCUCACCAGUGUCAAUUCCUCGUCGGUGAUGGCAGCAGAACCGCCGGACGCCGUUGACGUGGACUCGGACUUUGUAGUCAUCUUGGCUGCCCUUUUGUGUGCCCUAAUUUGUGUGGUCGGACUCGUAGCAGUAGCUCGCUGCGCGUGGCUCCGACGGGUUUCAGGUACUUCGUCCGGAACCGGACGGUCGCAGCCGCAGGCUUUGGCUAAUAAAGGACUGAAGAAGAAGAUUCUUCGUGCACUCCCCAAGCUUACCUUCAACGGCGAUGUCAACGGAAAGCUGGCAGACUGCGUCAUAUGCUUGACGGAAUUCGUGAACGGAGAUGAGAUCCGAGUUCUUCCGCAGUGCGGCCAUGUCUUCCAUGUCGGAUGUAUAGAUAUGUGGCUUGGAUCACACUCAUCAUGUCCAUCUUGCCGCCAGAUUCUUGUCGUCGCUCGAUGUCAGAAAUGCGGCGGUUUACCGGCGACUUCCACCGGCGAUGUUGACACAGAAGCCGGAUUGAAGGCCAGAGAAGAUGAUGUCAAUAGGUUUUUACCUUAAUAUCAUCUCUUUGCUUCUCUAUAUUUGUAUAAUCAUCUUCUUCUUCUUCCCCACCUCCCCCUCUAAUUA
Messenger RNA from Telopea speciosissima, 705 nucleotides. Its product is annotated as RING-H2 finger protein ATL8-like. The transcript is spliced from 3 exons. The record is from RefSeq and is a predicted model, not a curated record. NCBI's taxonomy places the organism in Eukaryota, Viridiplantae, Streptophyta, Magnoliopsida, Proteales, Proteaceae. Bases 82 to 636 code for a protein of 184 amino acids.